This is a messenger RNA of Stylophora pistillata, 5182 nucleotides long. RefSeq lists its product as uncharacterized. NCBI's taxonomy places the organism in Eukaryota, Metazoa, Cnidaria, Anthozoa, Scleractinia, Pocilloporidae. Gene Ontology annotation, molecular function: protein binding. The record is from RefSeq and is a predicted model, not a curated record.
UCCUCUUAAAAAGAUGAUAAAUAAAGUCAUUUUUUUUGCAGGUUGUCCCACAGAAGAUCUUAGUGUUCCAUUUGAAACAAGAGAGUUUGGCUGGUAUGACUACUUAAAAAGUGCAAAACAGGACUUCAUCGGUCGUAGUUGGCUUUAUCGAGAGGUGGAAUCUGUCCUCGAUCAUCCGUUCCAAGGAAAUGGUAUAACUGGAGUUCUGAUCAUCGGGGAUCCAGGAACUGGAAAGUCUGCCGUAUCUGCUCAAUUAGUUUGCUCCCGUACAUCAAGUCGUGCCAUUCAUGACCACAUAUUGGGAUAUCAUCUGUGUAAACAUUCUGACAAGAAUACACAAAGUGCAGGCAAGUUUGUUCGUAAUUUAGCAGGGAUGAUAGCACAGAGAAUCCCAGAAUACGGUAUCCUUGUCUCAAACAGUUCGUACAUUCUACGCUCACUACAAACUGACUGUAUAACCAAUCAAGAUCCUGUAGGAUGCUUCGAACAAGCAGUCUUGUCACCCUUAAAAAGCCUGAAAAAUAUACCAAAGGAGAAAUGGUUUAUCGUCGUAGACGCACUGGAUGAAUGUCUCGCUCAAACAGAAACAAGUCACAGCAUUGUUUAUUUGCUCAACAAUAAGCCUCCUCGGUUUCCAUUUUGGCUGAAGCUUGUGAUGACAUGCCGUAACGAAUCGCGUGUUUCCUUUAAUUCGGAUGCCAUCACAAAACUGAACUUUAACCCUGGAGAUCCCCGAAACAUGGAAGAUAUUGAACUGUUUUUAACUAUGAAGUUAUAUCGACAAGGUCCACUUCUUUACAAAAUUAGGUCUUGGUUUGGAGACAGUAGCAUUGAAACCGCAGAAAAGCUUAUUUCUGCUCUUGUAAGCAAAAGUCAGGGGAACUUUCUGUUUGUGAAAGAGAUGAUUCAUCACUGGGAAUCCUCAAAAGUCACUAAUAGUGAUCCCUAUGCACUGCCUGAAAAUCUUGGGGAAUUGUACCACAGUUUUUUCCAACGGUUGUACGAUGGACGAGAACUGUUCAAACCGGCCCAACGAGUUUUAGAAAUAUUAGUGGCAACGUUCCAUCCAAUGACGGAACGCGACAUUUUUGACGUUCUCAAAACGAACGAAAAAAAUUUAGAAGGCUAUGCUUUUCGUGAAACAAUAAAAGAACUUGGUCAUUUCAUAAGAUAUGGAGAAAAUGAAACCCUGACACUGUAUCACUUGUCUUUAACCGAGUGGCUCACAAGCGAAAGAAAUAAACAUGGCCUAUUUUAUGUCAGCAAAAAGAGAGGUCACGAAGUGUUUUGCGAUUACUACUUUCGACUUAUUACUGAUGGCGAUAACUUUUCGCUGCCAAAACACAUACUUACUUUGGCACGGCACAUAGCCUACGGUGGUUGGAAGGAGGAGUAUGUUAAAGAAUUUCUUAGUUUCCCUUCUCAGGUUGUCAAUUCGUCAGAUCCUGAAAGUAAUAAAACACUACUACACCUUGCAGCUACUAUUAAUAGUACAGACGUUUUAGAGCUGUUGUUACACCAUUUUAGCUGCAUUGACUGCACUGACAGUUAUGGAGUGACACCUGCAUUUUUGGCGGCAGAACACGGACUGGUAAACAAUCUGGCUUUAUUAACGAAGAAGGGAGCUAAAGUGAAUCGUAAAACAAAGUCAAUUGUGUUAAGCUAUACAACGAAUAGAGAAGAUAAAUCUGAGAUACACGACAAAGAUUUAUCCUCAAACCUGCAUGAAAUAAAAUCAAAAUUCCGAGGAGCCACAAUGCUUCAUGCCGCAGCUCAAAGAGGCCACUUGAAAGUUAAGUUCCUACUCGACAAUGGUGCAUUCAUUUCAGCAGUUAGUGAUGCCAACCUAACAGCACUCCAAGUUGCUGCUGAGAAUGGGCAUUUUGAAGUCGUUGAAGCUCUGUACAAAUCCGGCGGGGUUGCAGAUCAAAUCGCUUUACAUCAUGCAGCUGUAAACAACAGGCUAAAGGUAGUAAAAUACCUUUUAGAUAUUGGUGUUGAGGAUAAAUGCAUGAGAUGCGAUGGGUCGCUCUACUGGCUAAAAACGAAGCACCGUGCACAAAGCAGAACUAAGCGACACCAUGUUAGAGUUCCUGUUAAAAGUCACUGCAAACCACAGUAUGAGACACAAGGUGUUAACGGUUUAGAUGAUGAGUGUUUUGAUCGUGAUAAAAUCUCAAAAGGAGCAUAUUUUGGGGAGCUGUUCGACGACAAACAUUUAAUUUUUUGUGAGACUGCACUCCACGCCGCAGUUUCGUCAGGACAUAAUAGCAUAGUUAAAGAGCUCGUUUCAAGAGACACGCGGACGUUGGCAUGUCAUGACUACUCAGGAAGGACACCAAUGCACGAAGCCGUUCGAACAAAUAACUCUGAAAUGGUACAGUUUUUGCUCAAAAAAGAUGCAUCAAAGGUACGUUCAACAUGUGAUCAUUGGCAAAAUAUACGACAGCAAGAUGAUGCCAUGCCUGAUUUGUUGUUCACUUGUGAAGAGUCUAUUGACUAUCACGGAGAUGUUUGCCACUGUGGUUACACUCCUCUUCAUCUCGCUGCGCGUUAUGGGCACUGGAAAAUUGCGCUUAAUCUUUUGAAAGCUGGGGCAGCCGUUGGGGCUCAGGACUGCUCUGGCGCAACGCCACUUCAUGUAGCUGCUUGCCACAAUCAUUUGGAAAUGAUACUUCUACUUUUAAAUCGCGGUGCACAGGUAUUAGGUAGAACGUUUAAUCGAUCGACACCUCUUCAUAGCGCUGCAGCAUGUGGUGCUGUUAAGGCAAUUAGAUUCUUACUUUAUCAUGGAGCAAGCCUUGAUGAAGUUGACGAAAGUGCUUUCACACCAUUACAUUAUACAAUUCGUACAACAAAUUCAAGUCAUCUUGACGAGAAAUUCCUCCUGAAUGUGAGUAGUAAGAGCGAAUCGUACCCUAGUCCAUUGGUAUCAGUUGACAGACGAGGGAAACUUGCUAAGUUUUUUAAAGAAAACUACCACUGGAGUAACACACUUCUUUAUCCGUGGUUAGAUGCUUUACUCUGUUUGAUCUUACAUGGUGCUGAUAUUAAUGCAGUUGAUUUAAAUGGUCGCACAGCCUUACAUCUGGCAGCUGAAAACGGUUUGGCUGACGCAGUCAACGUUCUUUUGCAGAGAAAGGCAAAGCUUGAAAUACGUGACAAGACUGGGAAAACUCCUUUAGAAUUAGCAGUCGAAAAGGCCACGGUCUUACCAGAGCACCUGCACUUUAUCCUUUUGGGAAAAAGCUUUGACGAAAUGAAAGGGUAUUUGCGGGAUCAUGACAUGGUCGUAUACCUUCUUCUCUCAUCCGGUGUUUCAUUUACAAAGUGUAAUCGUUCUGGUGAAAGCCUAUUACACCGGGCUGUUCUAAAUAACCAGCCAUACAUCGCAAAGCUGCUUCUAAUGAAGGGAGCUAACAAGAAUUGUAAAGACAAGUUGGAAAGAACACCUCUCGUAGCCUUUUUACAAAAUGGUGGAGAUUGGCCGAUAGCAAAGGCAGUGUUUUUUAAUGGUCCAGUAAAGAUUGAAUGUGGAAAGCCAUUGGACUCAUCUGUAUUUCAUCUAAUGUGUUAUCACUCUCCGAAACUAGAAGGUUAUAAUUUCUUUCAACAAAUCUCGUGCGACAAUCGCAAAUGCUCAUCAAAAAAGAGUCCUUUAGUAACAGCUAUUGAAAAUCAUCCUUUAAAGUACAAAGUGAUCGAUUCCUGUUUGGAUGCUGAAGGAUUUACACCUUUGCAAAGAGCCGCACAAGGAGCAAACUUAAUCGCUGUUCGCAACCUCAUAAAGCAUGGUGCAAACGUGUCCUUGCGAAGUCCACAGGGGCAUGACGCCUUGACACUGGCCAUACUUCAGGGAGGAAAUAAUGUAUGGUCAUUGUUUAGGAGCGAUCGUCAUCACUGGAUGGAUGACGCUUCUGACGUGGCUUUAGAGCUCCUCCACUAUAAAAUGAAGAGUGGUUUCCAAAUCAUGUGUGAUUCCAGGAAAGCUGAACUAACUCUAUACCAUUUGGCAGCUUCCCGCGGCCUGAUAAAAUUUAUUAAAAGGAUCUUCAAAGAUAGGAUGCUCCAUAAGCUACAUGUAGAUUGUCCUAACAAGGAUGGAAUUACUCCGAUGUAUUUGGCUAAGUUGUUCAGUAACCUGACUGGAAAGGGUCACUAUAACUCAUGGUUUGAAGUUGAACAGUUUAUUGAAAAUCAGGGAGGUCAACUAAAAUAUCCCAGCAGGGAAACUGAGUAUAAUGUAAUUUAUAAAAGGUUGCAUGGCUGGAUUCCAAACGAUCUGCAGUUUAAUUUAAGGCCAGACAUUGGUGGUUUUGUUGUUAGACUUUUAUCUACUUAUGGGCAUUGGCCGACUAGUUCUAUGCAUUGCCAGAUAAACAACUUAGAAAAUCACCACUUGCAGAUAGGUAGCGCCUCGUUGACUUUGAACUUGUCCAAAGAGCUAUUGCAAAGUCUUCCCCGUUGCAAAGGUCAUCAUGAUUUUGUCUGUUAUAAAGUAAGGCGUGCUUUGAAAGACUUAGAACUUUGUCAGAAACAUAUGCGUGAAAUACGGUUUUUGUGGUUAGCGUUUUCUUCAUUUGCGAGGAGAGUUUCCAUCAAGGCUCCACUAGAUUUAAAUUUAAACAAUGCAAGGCUUUCUUUCUUCUACUUAAUGAGAAUUUGGCAUAAGGAAGUAUUCGAGCACUUUGCAUGUUAUAAAAAGAUCUUUGACAAAUAUCGACCAUUUUUCUUGGAUGAGAGAAAGUCCAAGCAGCUUAUUCAGCUAUAUGAAAACAGCACCCCACAGUGGUAUGUGAACAACAUUUGCUUCGAUUUUGAGUUAGCGUAUCAGGCUUAUUUACUGCAUUAUUCCAAGUAUCCAGAAUUGAUGAUGUUUUACCAUGUGUAUCCAACCUUUGUACGGGAGAGAAUGGGAUGGACUGUACACCAGCUGAGUGGCUAUAAUGGUUCUUGGCCGAUAGAGUUUCUCGUAAAGUUUUCGUUAGGGCUUUAUCGUCACUAUGAUUAUUUAAAAAUUCUUAACGUUGGUUUAGAACCAAAAACCUAUGUUUCCUUGUAUUCAGACGAAUUAAGGGAAAUUAUUAAAAAUAGCUUUGGGAGGUUUGCGGACUGAUACAACAUUUGUAUACAACCGUAUCAUACGGGUUAAGUUAUGAUGUCCCAAUGGAUUUAUCUAACU